Molecule: messenger RNA, 429 nt
Organism: Pangasianodon hypophthalmus (striped catfish)
Lineage: Eukaryota; Metazoa; Chordata; Actinopteri; Siluriformes; Pangasiidae
Exons: 1
Coding region: 1-429 (142 amino acids)
Source: RefSeq, a predicted model, not a curated record
AUGAUGUCUCGGGCAGUCAACCUGGCCCACUGGGAAGACUUGGAGGCGUGGAUCAGCAUCAUGACGGACAGUCUCCUACCCAAGGUGGCCGACAAGCUCCGAAACCAGAGCCAAGAACAGUUGGAUGACAGCAUCAGAGAGCUCAUGGCACACAACCCCAGUCAGAGCUACAACCACAAGGAGCUUGCCAAGAUCACUGGCUCCCUGGCUCACAACCUCCUCACCCAGCUGAAGCUGAUCGACACCAAGGCUAUGCGGCUCGAGCAAGAGGUGGAGGAACUCUGGAAGCAGACCAGGGAAGCCCAACAGGACGCAAGGCAGACUCAACAACGCCUGGAGGGAACGGACAGGAGGGAGCAGGAGGCCAAGGAUGAAAUAAAGAGGCUCCAAGUGGUGUUGGAGGACUUACAGGUGGCCGCUGAACAAUGA